AUGGGCGACCGCGACCGCGGGCUCCGGGGGGGGGGGGGGGGGGCGCGCGGCGGCGGCGCGGGGGGGGCUCGGGGAGCGCGCACCCCCCCCCCGGAGAGGGGUCACGUGGGCAGCGAGACCCCCGAGCAUGAGUUCCGGUGCCACCGCCUGCAGGACUCCCUGCUCAGCUCCGCCAGCGGGUACAGCAAUUACCGAGGGGUGCUCAACUGGUGCGUGGUCAUGCUGAUCCUCAGCAAUGCUCGGCUCUUCCUGGAGAACCUCAUCAAGUACGGGAUCCUGGUGGAUCCCAUCCAAGUCGUGUCCCUGUUCCUGAAGGAUCCCUAUUCCUGGCCCUCCCUGUGCCUCAUCAUCGUGGCCAACGUCUUCGCCCUGGUAGCCCUGGCCCUGGAGAGGCGCUUGGCAACGGGCUCAAUGUCCGAGGCCACCGGAGCCUUCCUCCAUGCUCUCAACCUCAUCACCAUCCUCUGCUUCCCGGCCGGCACCGUGCUCGCUGUCAGCUCCAUCACCCCCGUGGGCUCCGUCUUCGCACUCGCCAUCUACACCAUCCUCUUCCUCAAGCUCUUCUCCUUCCGGGAUGUGAACCGCUGGUGCCGGGAGGCCAAGGACCAAGUUCCAGAGGGCAGGAAUGCCAAUGGGGACGUUGGGAUGAGCGAGGUCUCGUACCCAGACAACCUGACCUAUAGCAAUCUCUAUUACUUCCUCUUCGCCCCCACCCUCUGCUAUGAGCUCAACUUCCCCAGAUCCCCUCGUAUCCGGAAGCGCUUCCUGCUGCGGCGCCUCUUUGAGAUGCUCUUCUUCAUGCAGCUGCAGGUGGGGCUGAUCCAACAGUGGAUGGUGCCGACGAUCCGAAACUCCAUGAAACCCUUUCGGGAUAUGGACUAUUCCCGGAUCAUUGAGCGGCUCCUCAAGCUGGCUGUCCCAAACCACCUCAUCUGGCUCAUCUUCUUCUACUGGUUCUUCCACUCCUGCCUCAAUGUGGUGGCUGAAGUGAUGCAGUUUGGGGACCGGGAAUUCUACCGGGAUUGGUGGAACUCGGAAUCUGUCACCUACUUCUGGCAGAACUGGAACAUCCCUGUCCACAAGUGGUGCCUCAGGCACUUCUACAAGCCGAUGCUCAAGAGAGGAGCCAGCAGAUGGUGGGCUCAAGUGGCUGUUUUCUUGGCCUCUGCCUUCUUCCAUGAGUACCUGGUGAGCGUCCCCCUCAAGAUGUUCCGGCUCUGGGCAUUCAUGGGGAUGGCAGCACAGAUCCCUCUGGCCUGGUUCGUGUCCAAGUUCCUGCGUGGGAAUUACGGGAAUGCUGCCGUGUGGAUGUCCCUCAUCAUCGGGCAGCCUAUUGCCGUCCUCAUGUACGUCCAUGACUACUACAUCCUCAACUCCGAGGGCCACCGCUGACCUCCGGCAUUCCCAUGGGAUCCAGGCCGGAGCGGAGCCCGGAGCCGCCGCUGACCUCCGGCAUUCCCAUGGGAUCCGGGCCGGGAUGCGGCUCCCGGGAUCCCCUUGGCCGCAGCUUGGAGGCUAUUGAAGGGCUUGGGAUGAGGAUGGGAAGGGACUGGUCCCAUUCCUGGCCCCAAGAUGAUUCCCGAUGGGAAUGGCAGGGGGGGCUCCAGGCCCCUG
Molecule: messenger RNA, 1614 nt
Organism: Melopsittacus undulatus (budgerigar)
Lineage: Eukaryota; Metazoa; Chordata; Aves; Psittaciformes; Psittaculidae
Gene: DGAT1
Product: diacylglycerol O-acyltransferase 1
Exons: 17
Coding region: 1-1392 (463 amino acids)
Biological process (GO): triglyceride biosynthetic process
Cellular component (GO): endoplasmic reticulum membrane
Molecular function (GO): diacylglycerol O-acyltransferase activity
Source: RefSeq, a predicted model, not a curated record